This is a messenger RNA of Prunus armeniaca (apricot), 375 nucleotides long. The record is from the annotation of a GenBank genome assembly. Lineage: Eukaryota; Viridiplantae; Streptophyta; Magnoliopsida; Rosales; Rosaceae.
AUGGAGGUUCUUGAACAUAUCAAGAUGUUGCAUGACAGCUUUAGGUGCCCAAAAUUGUUGGACUGUAUCCAUACCUCCAAUAAAGAAGGGUUGUCUAAGCACCUGCCAUGUUCCAUUACAGCCUCAACAAAUGAGCGCAGCGUUCCCCCAGUGUUACUAUUCUCUUCUUCUGCUCGGCGACGCCCCCUUCCCAGUGGAGAGAAUAAGUUUCUCAAAGCCCUGCUUGGUGUUGCCAAUUAUUUUCAUUUCACUCUUAAAAUGUUUGUGGUGUUGGACUUGAAUUGGACCAUGAAUUGGACGAUGAAUUGGUACCAGCAAAUAACCUUGAUUGCUAUGGAAAUCCGGUCCCUGUUACCCAAUCGUCUAUGGGCAUAG